UCCGUUGUACUUUGAACUAUCGAUCUCCCCGCACAGAUGUCGUAUCGAAAAUGUCUACUGGCUAGACGUGAUCAAAAAUAUUAGCGUUAUUUAUUAUUUUAUUAAAGGUGGACAACAGUGUGAUGAGACAUGGACAACAUGACGGGUAUAGUACGAGCGAUGUGCCGAGGUUUUAUGGACAGUUUGAAAGGUGCUCUGGUUUUAUUUUACAUGGACAAACAGAUCAAUGAAAGGGCACUCAGAAAUCCUCCGCUGAGGAGAGAUUCCGGACUACAGAAACGAGAAUCGAGCAAGCAGCCGAAACACCAACAGGAAUCAAAGGUCCUCAAAAGAACAAUACAGUGUUGCGCACUUAACGGCGGAGUCUUUUGGGCCAGUAUUUUCAUUUUUGAAUGCGGAGUGCUGCCGUCCCUCAAAUAUCUACUAACUAUUAUGUUCGGUGACUCUUCUGGAAUGGGCAUCAUGAUUUGGUCUUGGAUGAAGCCUUUUCUUUCCCUAACAUUCGGCACUAUAUGGGUGCUACCACUUUUUUUACUCAGUAGGAUAGUGAAUAGCUUAUGGUUUCAGGAUAUAGCCGAUAGUGCGUACAGAUACAGGCAGGGCAGGCCCCACUUGUUAUCAAGUGUAAGUAAGCUGGUGGCUGACAUGCUGUUCAGCGUUUUGGUUCAGGCACUUUUCCUGGGGCAAGGAAUGCUGGUGUCGCGAGUGCCUCUUCCGCCUGUAGGCGAUCUUCUAGCUCUUGUGCAUAUGUGCCUCCUCUACGCCUUGUAUGCCUUUGAGUACAAGUGGUUUAACAUGGGCUGGGAACUGCACAGGCGACUGACCUUCAUUGAAGGAAAUUGGCCUUAUUUUAUUGGAUUUGGACUUCCACUAGCCGUUUUGACACAGCUUCCAAACUCAUAUGUUAUAAGCGGGUGCGUCUUCUCCAUUUUAUUUCCACUGUUCAUAAUCAGUGGAAACGAAGCAGAUCCAGUGACUGGAGUCUGUGAUUAUCCGCUCAAGCUCUUUUCACCAGUCAUUGCCAUUGCGAAUACUCUAUUCAAUAAAACUAUCCGGCCUGCGACCAGACGGUGACAAUUGCACGGUACUCCAAAUGCUGCUAUUUCAAGUAUGCACGAGUGAAAUACGGAAGCAACAACAUCGUAAAGCUUAUUGCUAUUUACUGCACUGUCGCAUUGAAAAGCAGCUAUCUAUUAGAUGAGCACUAAUUAUCACUGUACGACAUCAACCAGCAAUUACAAUGGUAAAAAUUCAAUUUUUUUAGGAUAUUUCAGCUUCAGUUAACGUCUUACAAUUAUAAGACUUUUAAUUUAGAGCAUAGAUUCAGAAUUUUAUUUCACAUUAUCAUAUAAUGUACCAACAUUGAAGAUAAUUUAAAUACCCAUUACUUCUGUUUAAUUAGUUAAACGAGUCGAAAAUUUUAGCAUCCACCAACCCUGUCACAAAUUAUAUUUUAUUUUUCAAGGGCAUGGUAAGCUUUUACACGAUUAACGAUUCAUUUUGAUGAACAUUGAAAACUAUAUUUGAAAUAUGAUAAUUGAGUGAGUUUGAACAAAAAAUCGAUAGGAUGUAAGAAAGUUUAUCCAUGGUAUACCCUCUGUAAGUAUGCAUGGUGGAAGAUCAAUAUACUGAAUGACGACACUCAACGUGACGUACAUAUAUAUACUGGUGACUUGCAAAAGCAUUGAUAAUUAGUGUUCAUUCUACGGUGUCUAAAUAACAACUGUAAGUAUAGACACUUAGAUUGAUUCUGAUUUCUUCGAUAUCCCAAGUAAUUUUGCGACUCUCUAUUCGAAAAAGACUUGAGACGCGCGGUCGGCAGUGUCAACAGUGUUCAUCGAAAACCGUGGGUCGUAAAAUUACUAGGGAUAUCGGAGGGGUCUGAAUCAUUCUAACUAUAUGCCCUAAGCUGUACAUACAACGAAUACUUAUCGCAACUGUUAUUAUACAACAAACAAUUAAUAACACUGAAUAUAUACAUACAUGUAUGAAUAAGUUAUAAGUGCACGUAAUUGUAAUUUACUUACUAAAUAUAACCUAACUAGUUGUAUUUUUCGAGGAUAUUUAAAGAAAAUCGACAUUAGUCAGUAAAAAUUAGGUAAUGUAUGUAUGUACACAUGUAGACAUUGAUUCAGAGACGGCUAGUUUAUCGGACGAAUCAAUUACUUUGGUAAACGCAGAUUCGGUCUAUUUGUAUACACAUAAGAUUUUUAUAACAAUUUUUACGUAUCAAAACGCAAAGCACGUAUUUCCUAAAACAGAACUGAGUGCUAUAUUAUUUUGUAUGCCUGCUACAUUCAGUAUAUGUGUGUGUAUAUGUGCGCGGAAAAAAAUGUUAGUGAAAAAAAAAACAACCAGCAAUCAGAUAGUGCUUUACAGUUUAAGGCAAGGUAUAAUUAUCGUAUAAUCUACCAAGAUUUCGGUUUCAC
Neodiprion virginianus is the source of this 2429-nucleotide messenger RNA. RefSeq names its product etoposide-induced protein 2.4 homolog (gene tank). The record is from RefSeq and is a predicted model, not a curated record. The coding region runs from base 130 to 1074 and encodes 314 amino acids. Gene Ontology annotation, biological process: macroautophagy. Lineage: Eukaryota; Metazoa; Arthropoda; Insecta; Hymenoptera; Diprionidae. The transcript has 6 exons. Gene Ontology annotation, cellular component: endoplasmic reticulum.